AUGCAAAUGGAAAUAGAAAGUAACUUUUCAGAAACAAAAAAAGGUAUAUCAGAAGAGUAAAAGUAAUAAGAGAAGCUAUUAAAAAAAUAAAAAAAGAAACUGCAAAAUAAAUAGAAGUAAGAGUUAUAAAUUAAGUAAUAUGGAGUAAAAAGUGUCAUAAUUAAAGAUCUAAGCUAUGAAAAAAAGAUAUUUUUACUUACCGAUUUAAUAGUUGAUUUGGAUAUGUAUUAAAAUGAAAAUCUAGAGAGACCAACAAAAUUUGAAUUGAUAUCAAAUUGGAGGCCUUGCACAAAAAUUGUCAAUGAAAAUAACAUAGUUCACAUAGAUUUAGAUACAUCUGUUGAUGGAUUAAGUAAUUUUAACCAAGUUAUUAAAAUAUUGUAAAGUAUACCAAAUUAAAACGCUUAUGAACUUAGCUAGCAUAUUUAAGCAUAUGAAAAAUCAAUAAAGUUAUAUGAUGAAAAAAAUAAUGACUUAAUGUAUAUUUAUCGCUUGAUAAGUCAAGAUUAGAGAUCUAAUUACACAUUAAAUGACUACUUUGAAGAUGAAGUUUAAUAAAGAUUAAAGAUGGCUUUGUAGUUGAUAAAUGAAAAAUAUAAAACAAACAAAUUUAUUUCUUACAUGAUAAAAAUUCGCAGAAGGAAUCAUUAAGUAGUAGCAAAGUAUGGGUAUUCGGUUGAAUUGCUAAAUUUAUUGGGCAUUAACAAUGAGAAUAUGUACAGAAUUUUAUAUUAAAAUGGUCCAUUACUUUUUUUCUCAAAUCAAGAUAAAUUUAAUAGACUUAAGAAUAGCUUAAUUAGAAGAAUAGAAGGCCUAUAAUAUUUAUAAUCCUAAACUGAAGAUCUUAUAUAUGAAAACUAAACUAUAUUGACAUUUGAUGACUUAAAAUUUAACUGCAAUAUCCAUAUGAUUAAAACUCAGCUUAAUAAUGAUUAAAAUUUUUUUAUUAGGAAUGUAAUUCAUAUUCAAUUAGCACUUUAUGAUAUAAACGAUGAUAUUAUUAAUGAAAUUAAUCAUCUACGCUAUAAAAAUGCAGAAGAAAGCCAAAAUUAAACUAAAAAUGAAUUUGAUGAUAUAUAUUAUGGUCUCGAUUACCAAACUUAAUCAGAAAUGUUUUUAUAAAAGUUUUAUAUCAAUAAGAAUUGUAAUCAACCAGCAUCUCAAUGA
Tetrahymena thermophila SB210 is the source of this 1167-nucleotide messenger RNA. RefSeq lists its product as hypothetical. NCBI's taxonomy places the organism in Eukaryota, Ciliophora, Oligohymenophorea, Hymenostomatida, Tetrahymenidae. The transcript has a single exon. The record is from RefSeq and is a predicted model, not a curated record.